AUGAUGACGUGCCGUCUGCUGUGCGCCCUGUUGGUGCUCGCCCUGUGCUGCUGCCCGUCCGUGCGCGGGACAGCAAGUGGUGAGGCUCAAGUUUCAACCCCCGGUCAUCUACCCCCACUGCCACAGGAGCAAACUCCGGAGACCAAUUCUUCAGUUUCAAAUGCCCCUACAGUCCCGGAGGCGGAUACUUCCGAUAAUCCCGAUCAGUCGGUGGUAAAGAGUCCGGCACAGGAAACAGGAGAGUCAAAAAGUAGUAGAGAGGUUACGGUAAAGACGAAAACUACGACGACUACGACAACAACUACAACUACAAGUGCGCCAACUACGACCACUACAACAAAGGCACCAAGUACUACGACUACAGAGACGCCAACCACGACGACCACCCGCGCACCGUCACGUCUCCGCGAAAUCGACGGCAGCCUCAGCAGCUCGGCGUGGGUGUGUGCCCCGCUGGUGCUCGCCGCAUCCGCGCUGGCGUGCACCACUCUGGGCUGA
This is a messenger RNA of Trypanosoma cruzi, 498 nucleotides long. Its product is annotated as mucin TcMUCII, putative. Bases 1 to 498 code for a protein of 165 amino acids. The transcript has a single exon. The record is from RefSeq and is a predicted model, not a curated record. Lineage: Eukaryota; Euglenozoa; Kinetoplastea; Trypanosomatida; Trypanosomatidae.